Striga asiatica is the source of this 789-nucleotide messenger RNA. NCBI's taxonomy places the organism in Eukaryota, Viridiplantae, Streptophyta, Magnoliopsida, Lamiales, Orobanchaceae. The record is from the annotation of a GenBank genome assembly.
AUGGCGAGCUCGCCGGCGACCAUGACGACAGCGGCCGCACUCCGCUGCAACAGGCGUUCAUCGGUGUCCGACGUCGUCGUCGGUAGCAUCUCCUUUUUCGGCGGGGGUGAUUGUGUGGUGUGGUGUGUGUGCGUCGUCGUCCUGCCCGGAACAAUCCUCCGCGAUGCCGGCCGUGAGGACAUCUCCGACGCCGCCGGUGUGACAUAUGUCGACCGUCAGGUGCAGGCGCCGCCGUGUGUCUCGCCGGAGGAGACGAACUUCUCGUCGAAUUUGAGCGGCGGGGGUCGGUGGAUAAAGAAGGGCGGCGCCGGCACUGGCUUGAAUUACAAUCCCUCCAUUUUCUUUUACCUCACUCCCUACGAAAUCGAAUGCCUUCUGUGCCUCGAACACGAUCCAGAAGACUUUACCUGCCCUUGUUGGACCAUUGAUGCUGGGCUCUGUGAACUAGCAAAAGUCUCUGAACUCUUGUUCUCACCAUUCCCAAAACCUUUCCCCACUAUCCACAGCUUUUCGAAUAUUCUCCUCGAACGAGAUGGCAGUAGCUGGGGCUCGGAUCCCCUGCUUUUCCCACCUCUCUUUGCAUGUUUUCCAUUUUCAACCAAUUGUUCGUCUUCUUUUAUCUUCAUAUCGUCCAAUUGCAUUCUGAGUGACUUGCGCAUAUCUGUUGGGCCUGUUUUGGCCCAAUUUUCGCGACUCUGUUUAGGGGAACUAGUGUUGUUAGCUGAAGCCUUUGCCUGCUCGAAAAAUAGUACUUGGACUACUACGCGAAGUGGUAAUUGUUCGUUUUGA